AUGGAGGUCAGGUACAACCAAGACAUGGACGGGAUGGUGCUGAAGAACGGACUGAAGGAGGCCAAGGAGGGGAAGGCCCCAGGCAGCCUGGCCAAGAGCUUCCUUAAGGAGCAGCAGGGCUCCUUCUCCCCUUCGGGGACCGUGGAUACCUGCGACAAGAGCCGGGGGGGUUCAGGAGACCCCGACUACUGCCGCGGAUACUGGUCCGAGGUAAGAGAUGCUAAGGGUUCCAUCCGUGAGAUUAUCCUUCCUAAAGGUCUGGAUCUGGACCGGCCCAAGCGGACCCGGACCUCGUUCACGGCCGAGCAGCUGUACCGUCUGGAGAUGGAGUUCCAGAGGUGUCAGUACGUGGUGGGACGGGAACGGACCGAACGCCGGCAGCUCAACCUGUCUGAGACCCAGGUACCCUAG
Molecule: messenger RNA, 411 nt
Organism: Sphaeramia orbicularis (orbiculate cardinalfish)
Lineage: Eukaryota; Metazoa; Chordata; Actinopteri; Kurtiformes; Apogonidae
Product: ventral anterior homeobox 1-like
Biological process (GO): central nervous system development; regulation of transcription by RNA polymerase II; neuron differentiation
Cellular component (GO): nucleus
Molecular function (GO): DNA-binding transcription factor activity, RNA polymerase II-specific; RNA polymerase II cis-regulatory region sequence-specific DNA binding
Source: RefSeq, a predicted model, not a curated record